Molecule: messenger RNA, 2238 nt
Organism: Lachancea fermentati
Lineage: Eukaryota; Fungi; Ascomycota; Saccharomycetes; Saccharomycetales; Saccharomycetaceae
Source: the annotation of a GenBank genome assembly
AUGUCCUCGGACCGUGAGAAGGCGCAUGCAAAUAUGCAGUACGGACAGCCUCCGGUUUUUGUGCAACAGCAGCCAAUACAAGCGCAUACCUACUCGAUGGGUCAAAGAGGUGUCUUUGUUCGUGGACAAGACGCACCGAAGCAAAUGAACACUUCCUCCCAGUCUAACGAGCAACGUGUGCCUCCAACAGAUGAAAAUACUGGAAAAAACUCCAAGCAGCUGCUCAAUGCGUAUAUUUACGAUUUCCUCGUGAAAUCUUCCCUAGCGGAGACAGCAGGAGCUUUUUCGCAGGAGGCCGAGAUUGAAGAAGGUGGCCAACGUUUGAAUCGCAACGGAGGUGUCUUCAAACCUCAGAAUGAUGCUCCUCAAGGAUUCUUGUACGAAUGGUGGCAGAUAUUUUGGGACGUGUUUAACGCCCGAACGCAUCGUGGUGGUUCGGAGAUGGCACAACAGUAUUUUCAAAUGCAAAUAGACACAAGGAGACAGGAGCAUACCUAUAGAAACGUCGCCAUGCAUUCUGCUCGAAUGCAGCAGCAAGCCGAACAGCGUGGUGACUACCAAAAUGAAGUUUUUGACCCCAUGAUGUUUGCGAUGAUGUUUUCAGGCAACAACGUAAUGCCUGUACCAAAGCGGCAAAGUGAUAACGGCCGGUACCGUCAAUCACCUCGAAAUGGUCAGCAGUCGUAUUUGCACCCCGACCAGCCAAUUCAAAGACGAACACAACAGCGGCAACAAACUCAACAAAAACAAAUGCAACAGCCCCAACAGCAGCAGCAGCCUCAGCAACAGCCCCAGCAACAACCGCAAGGGCAGCCACUGCAACAUCAACAGCAUCAGCAGCAGCAACAGCAGCAGCUUCAACAUUUGCGUAAUCAGCAGCAGCAGUACCAACAGCAGCAGCACAAGCAGCAGCAGCAGCAAUUACAGCAGCAACAAGCAUCUAUGUUAUAUGCGCAGCAAAUGAUGGUAAACGGAAAUGGUACGAUGUUCGCUCCAAAUGGCUCAGUUCCAAUGUACAUGAAUAAUGGUGGAAAUGUGUCCAUUAAUUCGAAAUCCAACUAUCCUCAGAGCUUCAUACAACACGUUCCACCUCAGAUGCAACCAUAUCCGCAAACUGUGAGCUCUAACAAAACUAAUCCAAAGGAGAGGAAAAAGCAGGAUACCUCAAAACAAUCUGAAGAACACAACAAAGCAGACCCUAAACGCUCAAGCAUGGAGGGACUCUAUAAUUAUCAAAAACAAUUGUUGAUGCUCGAGAAAGAAAAUGAGAAGGCAGUUCAAUCCGCGGGUAAUACGCCUACCAACAUGCCAGCACAGAACUCUACUCCAGCUUUUGUCUCAAAUAACCUACCCAAGAAAAAUGCUAUGUCUUCUACUUACUCGGGUGCUUCCCCGCUAACAUUGAAUUCUAUGAAUAGUCCAGCUAGUGCGGGAACUACUCCUAAGACGAAAGAAGUAUUUCGGAGGAGGCCAGCGACUUAUCAGCAAAGUAUGCCAGCCGCAUCUGCGAGUAAGAAGUUCUCGUCUGAGCCUGUAACACCCAUAGGUCCUAUCACACCUGCGAGUGGUAAUGCAAACAAACCUAUUCUUCCCAGCUCCCUUUCAACAGUCACAGAGACACCACUAGAAAACGACGACGAAAAUAAUGAUGAGCAAGCAUCCAAGAAGGUAUCUUUAAAAAGGCCCAAGAAACUAAAGAAGACGCAACCCUCUCAUUCCAUGAACUCGAUACCGAGCCUCGGCUCGUCUAACAACACACCGCCAUAUAUCGAAGGUAUCAUGGAAGUUAAGCAAACCAAGAAAAACUCACGCGGGCGACCCAAAAAGGGAACAAAUACCGUUCAAAGCGCCAAAGCCGGUAGAAUAGCGAAGUCAGCAGGCACUACUCCACUUACCGUAGAUGAAGCGUUGCCCGAGAGUGCUAGCAGCAACGAGGGCGGUAGUAACAACGGCAUGUUUCCCACAUCAGUGGCUACAGACCCUACUCCACAAACUGAUUUUGACCCAAUGGGACAGAACGAUCCUACGUUGAGUAAUCCGGCAUAUCAUUUUGAAGAUGAAGAGAUCUUCACCAUGAACUCUGGUCUUCUGGACAAAGGCAAUCAAAUGAAGAAUCAGCCAUCGGACCAGCAAAAACAGCAAACUGAUGCCCAAAUGGAGGAACCAUUUGAUUUAGACUUCUUAGAUCCUAAUUCAAAUAUGAAUUAUAACGAUCUAAAUUUACUGCAAUGGCAGUAG